Molecule: messenger RNA, 1889 nt
Organism: Thermothielavioides terrestris NRRL 8126
Lineage: Eukaryota; Fungi; Ascomycota; Sordariomycetes; Sordariales; Chaetomiaceae
Exons: 2
Coding region: 123-1751 (542 amino acids)
Cellular component (GO): cytoplasm
Molecular function (GO): cystathionine beta-synthase activity; cysteine synthase activity
Source: RefSeq, a predicted model, not a curated record
GGCUUGAGCACUGGCUCAGACAUUCUCAGCUAGACUGCACACCUCGCCUCGGCUUUGACAGACCCCCUCCCCCGCCCAGCGCUCCCAAAAGCCCACCUCUCGAGCCUGCCACCCCUCCUAUGAUGGCUGCUGCGAACGAUCAAGCGGCUCACAAGGAGCCGCGGCCGCCGGUGCCGAUCCUCGAAGCGCCGAAGCUCAGCGUCAAGAUGUCUGCGACCGAGCUGAUCGGCAACACGCCGCUCGUCCGUCUGAACAAGAUCCCCCAGUCGUUUGGCGUCGAAGCAGAAGUCUACGCCAAGGUCGAACUGUUCAACGCCGGCGGGAGCGUCAAGGACAGGAUAGCGCUGCGCAUGAUCGAGGAGGCCGAGAAGAGCGGCCGGAUCAAGCCGGGCGACACGCUGAUUGAGCCCACCAGCGGCAAUACCGGCAUUGGCCUCGCGCUUGUCGGCGCAAUCAAGGGCUACAAGACCAUCAUCACCCUACCCGAGAAGAUGUCGGCCGAGAAGGUGUCGGUCCUGCGCGCGCUCGGCGCCACCAUCAUCCGGACGCCUACCCAGGCCGCCUGGGACAGUCCCGAAAGCCACAUCGGCGUGGCAAAGCGCCUGCUGAAGGAGAUUCCGAACUCGCACAUCCUCGACCAGUACACAAACCAGGACAACCCGCUCGCGCACGAGUUCGGCACAGCGGAGGAGAUUUGGGCGCAAACCGGCGGCAAGAUCACGGCCGUGGUUGCGGGCGCUGGAACCGGAGGCACCAUCACCGGCAUCGCGAAGGGCCUGAGGAAACACGACAAGAACAUCAAGAUCAUCGCGGCCGACCCCCACGGCAGCAUCCUGGCCCUGCCGGAAAGCCUAAAUGAGGAGAAGGCCAACAUCCCGUACAAGGUGGAGGGCAUCGGCUACGACUUCAUCCCGGACGUCCUGAACCGGGGCCUGGUGGACAAGUGGUACAAGACCGACGACCGCGAGUCGUUCCAGCUGGCCAGGCGGCUGAUCGCCGAGGAGGGCCUGCUGGUCGGCGGCAGCUCCGGCAGCGCGAUGGCGGCCAUGCUGCGGGCGGUGAAGGACUUUGGGUUCGGCAAGGGCGACGUCGUGGUCGUCGUGCUCCCGGACAGCAUCCGCUCCUACCUCUCCAAGUUCGCCGACGACGACUGGCUGGCCGCCAACGGCCUCCUGCCCAACGACCCCGAGAACAUCGACGGAAAGGACACGCUCGCCGCGCCCAAGACACUGAGCCAGAACCCGGCGGACGCCUACGGCGGCGCGACGGUGCGCUCGCUGCGCCUCAAGCCCGUCUCGUCGGUCCUCACGACCAGCCCGUGCGCCGAGGCCAUCGAGACGAUGCGCGACAAGGGCUUCGACCAGCUGCCCGUGCUGACCGCGACGACGGCUGGCGGCGGCGGCGGCGGCGGCAAGCUCGCCGGCCUGGUCACGCUGGGCAACCUGCUGAGCUACAUCUCGCGCGGCCGGGCGUCGCCGACCAGCCCCGUCAGCGAGGUCAUGUUCGACUUCAGCCGCAUCGACGAGGUCGUGACGGACCCGCGCCGGUUCGGAUCCGACCUCAAGGGCAAGGGCCAGAAGCGCAAGUUCGUCGAGAUCACCAUGGACACGCCGCUGUCCGCGCUCAGCCGCUUCCUCGAGUGGAACAGCGCGGCCGUCGUGACGGAGAGGGGCUCCGAGGGGAGGAAGCCUGUUGCGGUGGUCACCAAGGUGGAUUUGCUGACGUGGAUGGUGAGGCAGAAGCCCUCGUGAAUACGGGGCUUUUUCUUCGGUUUGGGUUUCCUCUGUUUUUUGAGCAUCUUUGACGGGCCAUUGUGCCUCUGGAGUCCGGACUCAACAUCUCCGGUCGGGUUGGACAGUGGCGGUUAGAUACAGUAUAACGGGAUAGAU